Molecule: messenger RNA, 429 nt
Organism: Necator americanus (New World hookworm)
Lineage: Eukaryota; Metazoa; Nematoda; Chromadorea; Rhabditida; Ancylostomatidae
Exons: 1
Coding region: 1-429 (142 amino acids)
Source: RefSeq, a predicted model, not a curated record
AUGCAAUUAGCCUUUCUGGACUUUGAAAUCGCUUUCGACUCUCCUCUUCUCAAUAGAAGCCGUCUUCUCAAUGCGCUCAGCGCCGAUAGAGUACAAGGAAAAUUAGUUCGCUUGCUUGAUAACAUGAACGAACGAACAACUGCUGCAGUUCGAACACCAGCUGGAUGUACAACACCUUUUGAGCUUUUCAAUGGAGUAAAACAAGGGGUAGUGGCAAGACCCUUCCUGUUCAACUAUGCUAUCGAUGACAUGAUGUCAGAAACAGUCGAUAACAUCAGCAUCAGAACAGUCGGUCAGUGUCCAUCAGGGUGCCCCUUCACUGAUCUCGAGUACGCUGACGAUGCUGUUAUAUUCGCGGAAAGCAGUACGAAACUUCAACAUGUUGUCAACUUUGUAUCGAAGCUGGCUGCGGCCUACGGACUACGUUGA